AUGUCUGGCGAAUCGUCACUUCACAGGCAACGAUAUUACUGUGAUCUGUUCAGGACUACUGUUCUUUACUGGCCUCCUUCGUACGGAAAAAUAGUCAUGGUACUUGACGAAGAAACGAAAGCGGAUCAUGAAUUUGGCGAGAAAAUAAUGGAUCAGACCAAAAGAUACUUUCCUGAUCGCAAGCUUGAAGUAUUUUAUGAGGCCCUUCCAAAAGACAAAAGUACAUUGGAUUUUCCUGGGAUGCACAGAAAACCCGGUUACAACAGGCAGCUUUGGAGCAGUUAUUUUAUCGACUUGUAUUCAAAUGACAGCAUUAUUGCGUGGAUGGAUAAUGACGCUGCCUUCAUAACUCCAGUAACGAAAUCUUCCAUUUUUAAUGGCACAAAGUUAAGAACGUUAGGAACGGGUUGUCAGUUGGGUAGGGCAUGGAUACGGUCUUGGGCACACACAUUGAAACUGGCCCUUGGGUUUCCAAUGGUUGCUAAUUUUAUGUCCUUCUUUCCUGUAUACAUAUAUCGGGACACCUUCACUCACUGCAGAGAGUAUAUACUGAGAAAAUUUAACACGAUUAACUUUGAUGAAGUUUUUAAGAAGCUAAUCAAUGUCCCGCACUCUCCAGUCUGUGUUGUGCUGAGUUAUGCUUGGUACUUUGAGAGAGACCGCUACGACUGGAAUUUCGAGAUCUGUGAUGACCUGGCGGAAUAUAAUAAGAAGUUUCCAACCGAUCAUACCCGCGUUAGACCAGAACAUGUAGAAACUAUUCUGUCGGAACCUCAAACAACUUUUCACGUACCAUACGCCCCUUUUCUUUAUUCAAACGUUAUUGUAAGCUACUGCUUGUCACACAAAGCGGCAGGAAAUAAUUUGGAUAUAUGUUCCAAUCGUUCAGUAUCACUUAGCGAUAAUUUUGUUCUUUUCAACCACGAUCUUCAGUUCGUUAAAUCUGUGGACGAAACACCGUGUACAGGUAGCUAUACCAAUACAUGUUUGGAGGUGCUGGAACGUCAUUAUAACCGAGUUGGUCUUCAGAUUAAACAAGGGCGUAAGGUGGAAUGGAGCAAUGUAGAAACUGUUGAAAAGCUUGCUAGUGAGUUUAAGAUUCAAUGUCCGCCAAUGAUGUGA
Molecule: messenger RNA, 1122 nt
Organism: Porites evermanni
Lineage: Eukaryota; Metazoa; Cnidaria; Anthozoa; Scleractinia; Poritidae
Source: the annotation of a GenBank genome assembly